Molecule: messenger RNA, 680 nt
Organism: Oxyura jamaicensis (ruddy duck)
Lineage: Eukaryota; Metazoa; Chordata; Aves; Anseriformes; Anatidae
Product: basic proline-rich protein-like
Exons: 5
Coding region: 9-647 (212 amino acids)
Source: RefSeq, a predicted model, not a curated record
GGGGCUCCAUGGCCGUGCCCCCCCAGCCCCCCGGGGACGAGCUGCUCUUCGAGGUGCAGAAGCUCUUCGCCGGGAGCCCGGAGCCCGGCACGGCCCUGCAGGCCGCCCCCCUGGACCUGGCCAUGCUGGCCCCCUACAUCCCCAUGGACGGCGACUUCCAGCUGGGCGGGGCCGAGGCGCCCCGGGGGCGGGGCCAGCGCCCUCCCGGCCCCGCCCCUUCGGGCGAGGCCCCGCCUCCUCGGCCCCGCGCCCGCAGCUUCCCGGGCCGUGGCCCCGCCCCUCCCCGCCCUGGCCCCGCCCUCCCGCGCUGGGGCAGCGACCCCGCCCUCGGGCCCGGCCCCGCCCCGAUGCCCCGCCCCGCCAGGAAGAGGGCACGGGACCCGAGCGGGGAGGACGUGGGGGCCCCCCUGAAGCGCCCCGAGCUCGACCCCCACCUGCUGCCCCCCCUCGGCCUGGGGCUGCUGCUGAGCGGGGACGACCCCCCCGGGCUGAGCCCACGCCUGGGGCAGGAGCAGCCCCUCGCGCUGCUGGGUGAUGGCCUGGCCCUGCCGGGGGUCCCACCUCUGGGGCCCCCCCAGGAAGAGGAGACCAAGGUCAAAGGGCACCCGGUGGGGGCCCCCCAGGGCCCACGUCUGGAGAGCAACUAAGGGGGGGGGGAACAUGAUUCCCCCCCCCUCCAA